CGGGCCCGGCGGUGACGCGGCGGAGGUGACGCGCGGGGCGGUGGUACCGGAGCGCUCGGCGCUGUCUCCUUGUCCCCAUCACGGCUCCCGCUCGGCCCCCCCGCGCCGCCAUGUCCGCGCCCGGCAGCGGCGGCGACUUCGGCAACCCGCUCAGGAAGUUCAAGCUCGUGUUCCUGGGCGAGCAGAGCGUUGGGAAGACCUCCCUGAUCACCAGGUUUAUGUAUGACAGUUUUGACAAUACUUACCAGGCAACCAUUGGAAUUGAUUUCCUGUCAAAAACAAUGUAUCUGGAGGACCGCACGGUGCGGCUGCAGCUCUGGGACACGGCGGGGCAGGAGCGGUUCCGCAGCCUCAUCCCCAGCUACAUCCGCGACUCCACCAUCGCCGUCGUGGUCUACGACAUCACAAACUUGAAUUCUUUCCAGCAAACCUCCAAGUGGAUCGAUGACGUUCGGACAGAGCGAGGGAGCGACGUCAUCAUCAUGUUGGUGGGGAACAAAACCGACCUGGCAGACAAGAGGCAAAUCACUACAGAAGAAGGUGAACAGAGAGCCAAAGAGCUGAAUGUGAUGUUUAUUGAGACCAGUGCAAAGACUGGAUACAAUGUGAAACAGCUUUUCCGCCGUGUGGCUGCUGCCUUACCUGGGAUGGACAGCACACCAGAGAAGAGCAAAGAAGACAUGAUUGACAUCAAACUAGAGAAGCCCCCCGAGCAGCCAGUCACGGAGAGCGGGUGCUCCUGCUAACAGCACCUGCCAGCCAUGCCCUGAGAACAUCACUCAUUGCCCAGGCAUCCCUAUGUGGGGCUGGAAAACAGCUCCUGAGAGCUGUUUACCUCCCUGUUUACUGGUGGGGAGCAGCCCCGGCCGCCCCUCUCACUGCAUGGUAUGAGCCCUGAGUGCAGAAUGAGUGUCCUGUCUUUUGAGUUUAUUUUUUUAUGUUGUUGCACUUUGGCACCGUGGUGCCCUUUACACUCUCUCUCUCUCUGUCCCUCUCUUCCUCCCCUUCUCCCCCUCUUCCCCACCUCGAGCCCACCUGCUCCCCUGUAUCUUGUGAAUGCCAUGGAAAAGCCGCCACAUUAGGGAAGACAAAAAUGAAGCUUUGGGGGUGGGUUUUCCGCCUUCCCUACUGCCUUGCAUCCCAGCCAGCUCACUGCCCUGCCUGUCCUGCAUCCCCACCUCCUCUGGGAAGGCUGCUCCUUUAAACCAGUCCCUUGGACUCAGCCUUGCCUUUUUGGACAGCCCAGGUCACCUGUUCCUAGGCUUUGCUUCCCGCAGGGCACACACAACACUGGCUCCUUGGUUCCUCCUUCCUGGUGAUGAUCCUGGCUAACUCUUGCUCACAACUUCCAAGUUUUGCCCCUCGUGUCACAGCACUGGAAAGCCCCAAACUCUGAAAGCUUUGGCCUUGUUGCUCCUGUUUGUGUAGCAGAGACAUCCCACAGCCUGCUCUCCUCAGUUGGAAUCUCUUCCCAUCCAGAGGAUGUUGGUGCUCGGUGAGUGUUGGUGUAGGGAAGGAGAAGGAGGGAACAGAGGCUUUGCAGCGUGAAGCUGGGUGGGGAGAGAUCCUCAGGGAUUCUGAAAGGAAACAGUGACCUGAAAUCCAUCACUGCUGGGGCAAUACCUGCCCUGGCAGUCAUGGAUUUGGCUCAGGCUCCUUUCCUGAUCUGCAUUCUCCUGUUCCUCAUCCCAUAGAUGGGGAACUGCUUCUCAUGGAGCAGGAGAGCCACAGCAGAUGGAAGGGCAGCAUUCCACUGUCAUUCCCAGGUUGCUGCUUGAUGGGAUCCCACCCAGCUGCCUCUGCCUUUGGAGCAGAACUCUGGGAUGGGACCAGCAGCCCUUUCACUGCUGGGGUGGUUUUAAGCUGCCAAAGCUGAGGGGAGCAGAGAGUGACUGUCAGAGUGGGUGCAGGAAGGGGGGAUUGUCUGCUGCUGAAGGGAAUUCUGGUGUCACUUCCCAACCUCUCCCCACUUGUCCCUGGUUUUCAGAGAUUUUAGUGGAGUUUUUGGGUCCAUCUGCCCUAACAGAAGUCAGGAGAUUUGUCAGUUGGCAGAGAGGAGAAUUUCACUGUCCUUUCCCCCCCGGGCUGUGUCACGGGGAGGAUGCUGGUGGCAGGAGAGGGACUGAGCACAGUGUGGAGCCCGCGGGCCCCCAGGAGGGGAAGGGGCAGCUCGGGCUGGGAUCUGGCAGUCCCUGGGAUGGCAGUUUGUUCCCCUUCCCCUCGGGGUGAGCUGGGCUGCAGGAGGAAGCUGGGCUGUGGUUCCCCAUUCCCUGUGGAGUGUCCCCUGUCCCCUCCCUCCCGGCGGUGGCGGUGCCGGGAGGCGGAUCCCUCUCCUUUUCCCUCUCCCUGUACAUACCCGUUGGGAUCGCUGGUGUCGCUGUGUCCCUGUGUGUUGCUGUCCCCCCUCCCGGCGGCCCCGCUGCCCCCCUGUCGUGUUGUUGGAGUGGCGGAGCGGGGAGGGAGGGGGGAGACCCCACUGACGGGGUGGGGGGUAAUUAGUGAAAUGAAUAGUUCCCUUCCCUCUGUCCUCUCUGGUGUGUUCAAUGCCGUGUGUGUCGGCCCCGCUGUCUCGUAGCUGUAGCGAGUACGUGUGACUAUUACUCUGAGUAUGGACUGUCUGACACAGCCCUGUAUCACAACCAAUAAAUAAAGUUAUUUCACCAACA
Messenger RNA from Chiroxiphia lanceolata (lance-tailed manakin), 2666 nucleotides. It is a transcript of the gene RAB41, whose product is annotated as RAB41, member RAS oncogene family. The record is from RefSeq and is a predicted model, not a curated record. Gene Ontology annotation, molecular function: GTP binding; GTPase activity. The coding region runs from base 111 to 746 and encodes 211 amino acids. NCBI's taxonomy places the organism in Eukaryota, Metazoa, Chordata, Aves, Passeriformes, Pipridae. The transcript has 8 exons.